Knipowitschia caucasica is the source of this 1476-nucleotide messenger RNA. The record is from the annotation of a GenBank genome assembly. Lineage: Eukaryota; Metazoa; Chordata; Actinopteri; Gobiiformes; Gobiidae.
AUGUAUGGUUAUGUUGUUGGGUUGGGGUUUGUGGUUGGGGUUUGGGGUGGUGGUGGGGUGUUGGGGGGUGUGGUGGGGUGGGUGUUUGUUGUUGGGGGGGUGUGGUGGUUUGUUGGGGUUGGGGGGGGUUGGUUUUGGGGUGGGUGGGUGUGGGGUUGGGGGGGUGGGGUGGUUUGUUGUUUGGGGGUUUAUGUUUGUGGGUUGUUGUGUUGGGGUGGUUGGGUUUGGGGUUGGGGUGUUUUUGGGUGGGUGUUGGGUUUGGGUUGGGUGUUGUGGUGGGGUUUGGGGGGGGGGGGGGGGUGGUGGGUUUGGUGGUGGGGGUGGUGUUGGUGGGUUUGGGGUGGGGUGUUUUGGGGGGGGUGUGGGGGGGUUGGUGGGGUGUGUGUUGGGGGGGGGGGUUGGGGGGGGGGUGGGGGGGGGGGGUGGGUGGGGGUGGUGUUGUGGGUGGGUGGGGGGGGGUUGGUUUGUUGGGUUGGGGGUUUGGGUUGGGGGGUGUUGUGUGGGGGGGGUUGGGGGUUGGUUGGGGGGUGUGGGGGGGGGUGUUGUUGGGGUUGUUGGGGGGGGUGGGGGGGGGUGUGGGGGGGGGGGGGGGGGUGGGGGUGGGUGUUGUUGUGGGGGGGGUUGGGGGUGGGGGGGGGGUUGUGUUUUUGGUGGGGGGUGAGUGUGGGGGGGGGGGUUGGGUGGGGGGUGUGGGGGUGUGGGGUGGGUGUUGGUGAUUUUUGUUGGGGGGGGUUGGGUGGUGUUGUGGUUGUGUGUGGGUGUAGGGGGGUUGGGUUGGUGGUGCUGGGGGGGGGGUUGGGGGUGGGGGUGGGGGGGUGGGGGGGUGUGGGGGUUGGGGGUUGUGGGGGGUGGGGGGGUGGGGGGGGUGGGGGGGGGGGGGGGGUGGGGGUGUGGUGGUUGUUUUGUUGGGGGGUGGGGUUGGUGGGUGUUGUGGGUUGUGUGGGGGUGGGGGUGUGGGUGGGGUUGUGGUUGGGUUGUUGUGGGGUGGGUGGGGGGGGGGGUUGUUGGUGGUGGGUGGGGUGGUGGGGGGGUUGUGUUUUGGGUUGGUGUUUGGGGGGGGUUUUGGGGGUGGUUGUGUGUUUGGGGUUGGGGGGGUGGGGUAGGGUGGGGGGGGGGGGUUUUGGGGGUGGGGGGGGUGGGGUGUAUGUGGGUGGGUUGUUUUGGGUGUUGUGGAGGGGUGGGUGGGGGUGGGGGUUUGGGGGGUGGUGUUGUGGGGUGGUGGGGGUGGGUGUGUGGUGUGGGUUGGGGGGGGGUGGUGAGUGGUGUGGGGGUGGUUGGGGUUGGGGGUGUUGGUGGGUGUGUUGGUUUGUGUUUUGUUGUGUGGUUGUUGUUUGGUGUUGGUGGUUGGGUUUUUGGUUGUGUGUGGGGGGUGUGUGGUUUGUGUGUUGUGGGGUUAGGUUUGUGGGUUGUUUGUUGUUGUGUUGGGGGGGUGGUGUUUGGGUGUUUGGGGGUGUGAUGUUUUGUUGGUUUUGGUGA